Molecule: messenger RNA, 1071 nt
Organism: Heteronotia binoei (common prickly gecko)
Lineage: Eukaryota; Metazoa; Chordata; Lepidosauria; Squamata; Gekkonidae
Product: proto-oncogene Mas-like
Exons: 3
Coding region: 1-1071 (356 amino acids)
Biological process (GO): G protein-coupled receptor signaling pathway
Cellular component (GO): membrane
Molecular function (GO): G protein-coupled receptor activity
Source: RefSeq, a predicted model, not a curated record
AUGCUGAAAACUAUCAAAGUCAACACCAGUCACCGAAGUAGUGUUUUCACUUCUCAGAUCCAAAAGACUCCAGAAACAACCUGCAAGCCUGGACCUGUAGACAGUAGCAGCCAAGGGAAUCCUGGGCAGAAUAACGGCAUCCCUGUUGAUGGCUCAGAUUCAGCAGACUACCUGGUAUGGAUCACUGAUCAUCACUCUUCUUUAAAAAGUAAGUUUACAAAAGUUAUUUUUAUCACUGUAUUGGUCACCUCAAUUUUGGGAGCCGUGGGGAAUGGGAUGGUCAUCUGGCUUCUUGGCUUCUGCAUCAAGAGGAGCCAUUUUACCACCUACAUCCUAAACUUGGCCAUGGCUGAUUCUGGGGUCCUCCUAUCACUUAUGCUUCGUUUUACUUUCUCGUAUGUAUCUAUUUCUUAUUUUGCAUUUCAGAGGUAUUUUGACAUUGUUAUCUUAGUGCUCGUUUCCCUGUUCCUGUUAAUGUACAGCACCAGUCAAUUUCUCCUGACGGCCAUCAGCAUUGACAGGUGUGUGGCCGUCUUCUUCCCGCUUUGGCAUCAAUGCAAGCGGCCCCCGCGUUUGUCCACCAUUGUAUGUGCGCUCAUAUGGGUCUUCUCUCUCUCGCUUACUGCAAGUUCCAUCACUCUCGUGCUCCUUAAUCCAAAUGCAAUACUAAUUAGAAACUUCUUCCAGUUGAUUGUGAAUGCUGCGCUUUGCCUCCCAGUCAUGACGAUUGCCACUGCGUCCCUGUUCCUCAAAGUCCGCGUUAAAGCACGACGGCUUCAGAGGGGGAAGCUUUUGACCGUUGUCUUCCUGACUCUUCUCUUCUUUAUCCUCUUCGCUUUUCCUUAUAACAUCAUGAGCAUCUUCUAUGUUUUUGGCGGUUUAUCAGGAGAUAUAAGAAUCCUUGCGCUUCUAUUGUCCUGUUUGAACAGCAGCGUCAACCCAGUCAUUUAUUUCCUGGUCGGGAAGCAAUGGAAGUCUGGACAUAAGGAGAGCAUGAAGAUGCUCCUCCAGAAGGUUUUCAGGGAGGAAGAAGGCUGUGCGGAGGAAACCCCGGUUGAAACUCAGUUAUGA